CACGCUGCGCCCUGAGAGCCCCCAGCUAGCGACCCCCUUUAGGGUGGGGAUCCUUGCCGCCCCAUCCCCUCCUCAUCCUCUAACCCACUCCCACAUGCCGCCCCUUUCCCUGUCAGAGGCUUCUAGCUCUCGCCUCCCUUCUCGCUCAGGUUCGGCUCCGGGCCGAGGUCAGCCCGGGUCUCCGCCUCAAUCUCCCCCAGGCUCGCACUCCCUGAUGUAUUUCAUCACCGCCAUGUCCCGGCCCGGCCUCGGGGAGCCCCGCUUCUUCACCGUGGGCUACCUGGACGACACGCAGUUCGCGCGCUUCGACAGCAACGCCACAAACCCGAGCGUACAGCAGGUGAAGCCGAAGUACUGGGACCCACUGGCCAACGACAUAAAGGGAAUCUACAGCGCGAACCUGAAGUACCUGCUGGACCAUUUCAACCAUAGUGAGGCCGGGUCUCACACCUACCAGGUAAUGUAUGGCUGCGAAGUGGGACCGAAUGGGCGCUUCCUCCACGGACACUGGCAGAUUGGCUACGAUGGUGCUGACCUCAUCUCCCUCAACGAGAACCUGAGCUCCUGGACCGCGGCCAAUGCAGAGGAGGCUCAGAUCACCAAGCGCAAAUGGGAGGCUGCACGUGUGCCUGAGCCUUACAAAGCCUACCUGCAGGGGAAGUGUGUGGACAAUCUGAACAAGUUCCUGAAGAACGGCACGGCGAAGCACCGAUCCCCUCCCACAGCUCAUGUGACCCACCACCCAGUCUCUGACCAGAAGGCCACCCUGAGGUGCUGGGCCCUCGGCUUCUACCCCAAGGACAUCACACUCACCUGGCACCGAGAUGGGGAGGACCUGACCCAGGACACAGACCUGAUAGAGACCAGACCUGCAGGGGAUGGAACCUUCCAGAAGUGGGCAGCUGUGCUGGUGCCUGCUGGAGAGGAGCAGAGAUACACAUGCCACGUGGAGCAUGAGGGACUGCCUGAGCCCCUCACCCUGAGAUGGGAGCCUCUUUGGCCCACUGUGCUCAUGUGGGGAGUCAUCAUUGCAGUCCUCCUGGCAGCUGUGCUCAUUGGAGCUGGGGUCACUGCUGUGAUGAUGAAGAGGAAGCGCUCAGGUAGGGCAGGGGUAAGGGGUAAAGGGUGGCUACACAUUUUCUUUUCCCACUGGAGAGUUUUAAGCCCCAGGUGGAGAUUUGCUGGUCUCUUGCCUUGUCGCUAUGAGGUACUAUCCACACACAUGUGCCUACCCAGUGUGGGCCCCAUGUUUGAUCACUAACUCUAGAGCACAUGGCCAGGAGGGACUGGCAUGGCAGGCUGGUGAUUCUGAUGAUAGAGACCUGGAUCCCAGCAGCCAGGCGAGAGGAGGGCCCUGCCCAAGGACAGAUCUCCAGGAGGCACUUGGUCCUCUUUCCACACAUCUCCUUUCCUCAUGUGUCCUUGAGUCUCCAGUCAGAGUUCUGGAAACUUCCCUUGGGUCCAGGUCUAGAGGGUUUGUCUAGAAAAGCAGUUGGGAACAUGGUCUUGCCCUGUCAAGGCAACACAGGUAGGACCUGAAAUUCAAUACGCCGAGGCACGGUAUGGUAGCCUAGUGGCUAAAGGCCUCCCCUUGCAUGC
Molecule: messenger RNA, 1599 nt
Organism: Ochotona curzoniae (black-lipped pika)
Lineage: Eukaryota; Metazoa; Chordata; Mammalia; Lagomorpha; Ochotonidae
Product: class I histocompatibility antigen, Gogo-B*0102 alpha chain-like
Exons: 4
Coding region: 95-1261 (388 amino acids)
Biological process (GO): positive regulation of T cell mediated cytotoxicity; immune response; antigen processing and presentation of endogenous peptide antigen via MHC class Ib
Cellular component (GO): external side of plasma membrane
Molecular function (GO): peptide antigen binding; signaling receptor binding
Source: RefSeq, a predicted model, not a curated record